Molecule: messenger RNA, 687 nt
Organism: Lepus europaeus (European hare)
Lineage: Eukaryota; Metazoa; Chordata; Mammalia; Lagomorpha; Leporidae
Gene: SCN4B
Product: sodium voltage-gated channel beta subunit 4
Exons: 5
Coding region: 1-687 (228 amino acids)
Biological process (GO): cardiac muscle cell action potential involved in contraction; regulation of ventricular cardiac muscle cell membrane repolarization; regulation of sodium ion transmembrane transporter activity
Cellular component (GO): membrane; voltage-gated sodium channel complex
Molecular function (GO): transmembrane transporter binding; sodium channel regulator activity
Source: RefSeq, a predicted model, not a curated record
AUGUCCGGGGCUGGGGACCGAGGCCAAGCCCCGGCGAGAUGGCUGGGCCCUGGGCUAUUGGGUCUCCUCCUGCUGCCCGUGGCCCUGUCACUGGAGGUGUCCGUGGGGAAGGCCACCACCAUUUACGCCGUCAACGGCACGGAGAUCCUGCUGCCUUGCACCUUCUCCAGCUGCUUUGGCUUUGAGAACCUCCGCUUCUGGUGGUCCUACAACACCAGUGACACCUACAAGAAGCUCAUCGAAGGGAUUGUGAAGAAUGAGAAGUCAGACCCCAAGGUGAAGCUGCGGGACAACGACCGUGUCUCCCUGGAGGGCACCACCAAGGAGAAGAUGAACAACAUCUCCAUCCUGCUGCGGAGCCUGGAGUUCAGCGACACGGGCAAGUACACCUGCCACGUGAAGAACCCCAAGGAGAAGGACCUCGAGCACCAGGCCACCAUCUUCCUCCAAGUCGUCGAUAAACUGGAGGAAGUGGACAACACCGUGACGCUCAUCAUCCUGGCCGUCGUGGGGGGGGUCAUCGGGCUCCUCGUCUUCAUCCUGCUGCUCAAGAAGUUCAUCGCCUUCAUCAUCAAGAAGACCCAGGAGAAGAAGAAGGAGUGUCUCGUGAGCUCCUCCGGGAAUGACAAUACGGAGAAUGGGCUGCCCGGCUCCAAGGCCGAGGAGAAACCGCCCACGAAAGUGUGA